AUGAGUUUCAGAAGCAGAACAUGGAUGGUAGCCGGAACUGUCGGAGUGGUGGAAGCCCUCAAAGAUCAAGGCUUUGCACGAUGGAACACCACCAUCAGGGCAGUCCACCACCACGCCAAGUCCAAUCUCCGAUCAAUCACCCAGGCCAAAACCUUGACUUCGCCGGCGGCCAUGGCAUCUAGCAGAGACAUGGAAGAGAAAGCGAAACAAUCAGAAGAAACAUUGAGAAAAGUGAUGUACUUGAGCUGUUGGGGUCCCAAUUAA
Messenger RNA from Lactuca virosa, 264 nucleotides. Lineage: Eukaryota; Viridiplantae; Streptophyta; Magnoliopsida; Asterales; Asteraceae. The record is from the annotation of a GenBank genome assembly.